UUUUCACGACACGAUGCGUCUCUUCGACGUCUCACGACGUCACUCCGCUGGCCGUGACGUUACGUAUUUAACAUGGCGCCUUCCACCAGUACAACGUCGUCCACAAAAUUUUCACGUUUUUGAGCUUUAAAAUUCACCAUUUUUAACGAUCAAACAUACUCAAGACAAGAUGGAGACAUCACUGAUGCCGUUUGAAGAAAACGAGAAGGAAAAGGAGGAGAUUCAGGAACAGGCAGAAGAAUGUGAUGAUGAUGAUGAAGAAGAAGAAGAACAAGAGCAGGAGAAGGAGGUGGUGAAAGAGGAGAAUGUAGAAGACGGUAUUAAAGACAACAAUCAGAAUGAGGAAGACCAUGGUGAAAAAAAAAAAGUAAAGCAGACUGGUGGUCUGAACCUCAACAAUGAGGUGGUGAAGAUGAGGAAGGAUGUGAAAAGAGUGAGAGCCCUGAUCAUCAGAAAACUCACGCGUCAAAUUGGUGCCCUGAAAAAGAAGAAAGGUAAAGAGGCUGAAGUGGAGAAGAAUCAGAGGAGAGCUGCCAGACUGUUGGAGGAGAUCCAUGCAAUGAAAGCUCUUUCGCCAGACCUGGUGACCAAGACAGCCCUACAGAAGAAUCUCAAAUUUGAGGAGGUGUGUAAGAACCCAAAGUCGAACAUUUCUGACCGGGCAAUUGCGCGCAUUGCCACAUAUCCUCAGUUCCACAAGAAGAUUGAGGACAUCAAAGCUGCUAUCAAAGCUUUCAAAGAGGAAAGGAUGAAAGGUGGGAAGCAGGGAGGAAAGGAAAAGGUGCAAAAUAAAUCAGACAUAGCAAAGAAAAGCCUGGAGAAACACGUCACAGAUGUGACAACAGUGAAGCAAAAGGAGACAACUGACGAUAAAUUAACAACUAUAAAGGUAAAGGACAACAUACUUAAAGACUGUAAAGACUCAACUGUGUCCGAACCUGAAAAAGAGACAGAGACACCUGCAGAAUCAGCAGACACUGCUGACGUUGAACAGGUUAAAAUAGAAAACAAGAAUGUGAAGCAGCCAUCAACAAAUAGAAAAAAUGUUGAGAAAACUGUCAAAAAUGCAUCUACAUUUUCUGAAUCUAAAAUUCAAAUUGGAAGUGAGAAACAACCCGUGGCAGUGCUUAAAAAGGUAAGUGUAGAAGAAGAAGAAGAGAGUGGAUUAGAGUCAUCAGACGAGGAAGAUAAAGAGUACUUUGAUGACAGCACAGAGGAGCGUUUCCACAAACAAUCCUCUCAGUCUGAGGAGAGCGACGACGACUUCUUUUUCGGAAAAGUCAAUAAAUUCAAAAAGAAGAAGAAGAAAGAUGCAGAAACUACAGAUAAACAGGAGACGGGAUUGAAAGUGGAAUCUGUGGAAAAGGAGAAAAUUGAGCUCGAGUCUAGACCAAGGUCAAAAUCGCUUCAGUCCGUAUUUUGUUCUUCCCUUUCUGGGCCUAAGCAAAGUGCAGGUGGUGGUGCAGGCAGGGGAAGUGGUGGUGAUACAUUUCGGGGCCAAAGGAAACCUUAUGGCAGGGGUGGUGUUAACAGAGACUUUAGUAAACAAUCUAAGUUUCAAAAGCAGGGUUCAGGGGAAGAGAGACAUUCUGGACUGCAGGAUUCAGAGGGGAGGAACUUUUCAUUUUCUGGCAGAGGUAGAGGACAAGGCAGGGGUAGAGGUACAAGGCCCAACGCCUUUUCCCAGCAGGCUCCAAAGCAGGCUCUGCAUCCAUCUUGGGAGGCCAGUAAGAGGAGAAAGGAACAACAAGGACAAAUAUUGGCAUUUCAAGGGAAGAAAAUUAAAUUUGAUGAUGACGAUUAAAUAAUUUCACUGUUGGCUGCUUGUAAUCAUAUGACUGUUUGAGUUAUGAGUUUAAAAAAAAGUAAAUUAAUCAAAGGACAUUGUACAGAAAUUGCAAAUGAAUAUUAAAGCAAUGAUGACAUGACACUUUUAUGAGUUCAACAA
Cynoglossus semilaevis (tongue sole) is the source of this 1948-nucleotide messenger RNA. It is a transcript of the gene srfbp1, whose product is annotated as serum response factor binding protein 1. The record is from RefSeq and is a predicted model, not a curated record. The transcript is spliced from 4 exons. Gene Ontology annotation, cellular component: 90S preribosome; nucleus. Lineage: Eukaryota; Metazoa; Chordata; Actinopteri; Pleuronectiformes; Cynoglossidae. Bases 170 to 1804 code for a protein of 544 amino acids. Gene Ontology annotation, biological process: maturation of SSU-rRNA.